Molecule: messenger RNA, 812 nt
Organism: Pundamilia nyererei
Lineage: Eukaryota; Metazoa; Chordata; Actinopteri; Cichliformes; Cichlidae
Product: dr1-associated corepressor
Exons: 7
Coding region: 144-593 (149 amino acids)
Biological process (GO): transcription by RNA polymerase II
Cellular component (GO): negative cofactor 2 complex; nucleus
Molecular function (GO): RNA polymerase II general transcription initiation factor activity; core promoter sequence-specific DNA binding; protein heterodimerization activity
Source: RefSeq, a predicted model, not a curated record
GUUGACCUCAGGUGUGUGUUUUUUCUUUUCUGGGGCAUUUUUUGCGGGGUUCUUCCUGCUGAAGGUAAACAUAUGGACGAAGCAGCGAUUUGCGGUAAAAAUAUGAAAACUGUGUUCGAGCGGCGCGGAUUAAAGCGACGAAAAUGUCCGGACAGAAGAGAAGAUAUAACGUACGCUUCCCUGCUAGGCGCAUCAAAAAAAUCAUGCAGAAGGACGCUGAGGUGGGCCGGAUGGCGAUGGCAGUUCCUGUAAUCAUAUCUCGGGCCUUGGAGAUAUUCCUGAAGUCUCUGCUGACCAAAACCUGCGUGAUUACAGAGUCCAAGCUCAGCGCUGUUGUGUCUGUGGCUCACAUGAAGCAAUGCAUAGAGUCAGAAAAGCUCUUCCAUUUUCUCAAAGACUUGGUAGCACAAACCACGCCUACAAGCCAGAAGGACAACAGAAGCAUGAGUAUGUGGCCUUUAUACAGGAACAAACAGCAUGAAGUUUCUGUUAAAAAACCACCUGAAGUGGAGGAAAUGGCUCCGCGAGGUAGCCUCGACUCACUUGACAACGACUCGAGUGCCAGCGAGUCGGAGCUCUACAUCUGCUUAUGACUGUGCAACCAGCGCCUCAUUUCAUUAUGUCUCCUUACAUUUGUCUUUUGUCUCUGCUGUCCUGGAUCUUGGUCACAAAUAAGUGAGGCUAAGUAAUCGCAAUACUUCAGCUGACGUCUACGUACAAGUUGUUUCGUUAGCUCAAGUCCAGCUUUUGGUUGCUACGCAGUGACCUGCAUGAGGAGGUGAGACUGUUUCCAUGUCCCAGCACUGAUGAGG